CGCUCUCAAAAUAAACAAACUGAAAAAAAAAAAAAAAAGAUCCAGUCCCCGUAGAGUAGGCCAAAAUGAGGAAAUGAGGGGACGGAGAAGCCUGCACUAAGCCUGCUCUCCUGGCUGAUGCCCACCAAACUGGAGUUUGUGGCAAUUACAGAGCGAUUGCAUUCCAAAGCCUGGACGAGGCCUGGGUAAAAGUUCAGCUUAUUCCCUGCAAAGAAAAUACUUCAUCUUUGGCAUUUCAUAGUUUUGACCCAGAUCAGUCAGAGGCCACGGAGAGCUUGCAACGUCUAUAAAGCGUGCACAGCUUCCGAGGCCUGUAGCCGCAGAGAAGCCGAAGGGAGCCGGGGGCCUGCUGAGCUCGAGUUGAAGCCCUGCCUUUUCAAGUUUGCCGUGGCCCAGCCUUCCCGGGCCUCACAGGGUGGACGGAAGGAACCAGCACCUUCCCUCUGCUCCGAAGUUAUCUUUACCCCCUGAAAUCAAACACCACACGCAGCACCCUGUAAAACUGCUUCCUUGUAGGACUCGAGCGUGCUUGCUAAGUAAACAUCCUCCCAUGUUUUUAGAACUGAAUUCGUUUCUGCUUCCUGGUCAUCCCAUUCGGGUUUUUCUGUCGUAGGCACCACGCAGAAUCAGGUUAAUAGAAGGAAGAUCUAGCAUGGGGCAGAGGCACCUAAAAUGACUGUUUCAGUCCCAGUAAAACUGUGAGAAGAGUAACACGGUCGUGGGAAGAAAAAGCAAAGACUUAGAAGAAAAGCAAAGUGAAACAAAGCCUCCCCGAACUUAGUACUGUCCCAGUGCCGUUCGAGUCAAGAGUUGGGCCCUGCUGAGUCCCUGAAAUGGGGACCUUUCUCUGCAUGGACUCAAGCUCAGGUGUGCUGUGGUUGGAGAGUAUGGUUGGCCCUCCUCAGUAAAUUCCGCGGCUGUGUAUGGCCCUCCUCUGACCCUGACUUGCUCCUUGCUCUGUCUCUCAUGACUUAUUUGCCUCUCCUCUCUCACUUCCGCCCACCCGUGACAUCUCCAUCGCCAUGGCAGUGAGCAGCCACGUCAUUCACCAAGUUCAUGGGGUGAUGGGCCAACUCUUCGGAGCCCUACUUCCCUCUGGUUCUCCCUCCUGAAGCAGGAGGCUCCCUGGCAGAGCUCAGAGCCCUUUGUUUAUUUGAUCCUGGGCUCUUGGAUAAAUCAGGAAUGUCCUGACAUGAACUUAGGCAUGUUUUUCUUCCAUGGAAAAGGAAACUACAGCAAAUGGUAUUUAAGUAGGCAGAGGACCAUUCCGAGGGACUUGCUUUAGUGCCAUCAAGGCCACAUUCCUUUGGUCAUCAGACCAGUAGGUGACUUCUUUAUUGGCAUGCACUACCCUGGAGCCCAGAAGGUGUGAAUUUGAAGCACUUUCCCCCCUGCUGGGAGCCUGGCACAGAUGCUCUGGGCUUCUUUUAAGCCCAUGGAGUGCCAUGGUUGUCUUCCAAGUGGUCUUCUUUCUGCUGGGUGAAACCUUGGCCCCAAGUUGCCCGAAGAAGGCUGCUUGGGAAGCAGGGUGCAGGACAAGGUGGCCGCCUGGUCUUCCGUCCUCAAGUCCUCUUCCCAGAAGUCGCAAGGUUCUUGAUGUGAUACACCUUAUGAGUCAGCUAGCUACCCGAGGACCUGAGUAUAUUUCUCACUUCUGGUCAGGUCUAGGCCCAUAGAGCACAACUGGUCGUGGGAAACCUCUGUGGGUCUGCGUGCUUUCCACGUGGCGGUGUGGGAACCCAGCCUCCCUGGGUCUGUCUGGGUAGACAGGGUCUAGGGAGUUGGCUUCUAAGCUGUGCUGGAUACAUUUCUGGGUCUGGGGUCGGGAAAAUGUUGGAAGCUAUGUGCUUGGCUGCAGUGGAGACCUAUCGGGAUCCAAAAACAACCCCAGCCGGCCUUCAGAGUGUUGGUGGGAAAGCCCCAGCCCCGUGAGGGUUUCCAGGUGUGGGCAGGCCUCCCACCACCAUCACGGGGCAGCCGGGGGUGAGCCGGCACGUGCUCGUGCCCCUGGGCUGCCCACCCGGAGCAAAGAACCCGGCCGUUGGCCACUCCAGGUCCAGGCUUGGCCGCUGCUCUGUUUUGCUGCUUUCCAUGUUGUCAGAGGAUCUUCUUGGGAACAAAUGACUCAGCAACCUGAAUCUCUGGGACUGAGUGGCCUAAGUGCCUUUUGAGAAGUGAUUGGACAUUUCCACCGAGGCCCGAAAAUUCUGAGCCUGGAAAGAAUGGAGAUCCAGCCUGGUGUUACCCUGAACUCUUCGGGCUGCAGUUCAGUUAGGUUUCUCCCCCAGUCCUGCCCUGAUAGAAGGAUAGCAUCCGUGGGGUAAGCGGGCAAUGUUUUAAUUACGCUUUUUGUCUUUAGGAAAUUCCAGGGAGAAAAAGGUCCUGGUUUGUGGCCAGAAAAGCAGAAAACAACAAAAGUCAGCUACAGGUCAUUGUUCUGGACGUGUCUGUGGCACAAAGAGUUAAUAGGACAGUGGUGUCAGGGUGAAGACCAUUUUAUUCUCCUGUGUGGGAGAAGUUCACAGGGUUCAAGAAGAGAUGAGGCAACGUUUAGCAUGGGACGGCCCUGUCUGGGUUCCGGGUGCUGUCACUCAAAGAGUUAAGCUAGUCUGGUGGCUGGGAAGCCGGCAGGGAAGGCGUGAGCCUGCAGGGACCAGGCCCUCUAUGCCCCAGAGCAGUGAGGUGUGAGGGGUAAAAAAAAAAAAAAAAAAAAAAAAAAAAAAAAGGGCUCAAAAGUGUGGCCAGGGAGCAGAGUGUAGGCCCAACUUUUUUUUUUUUUUUUUUUUUUUUUGCCUUGUUUGACCAGCCUUGGCAUUGCCCUCCGGCUCUCCAGGGGAAGAGCUGCAGUUCUGCUCUUGCAACACAAGGAGCAGACUGGAGAAUUUAGAUCUGCGUCACAGAGCUCAGAGAGAGAGAGAGGGGAGAGAGAGAGAGAGAGAGCGAGAGAGAGAGAGAGAGAGAGCGCUCCGUCGAUAGGUCUGCUAGCAACAGCCGUGCUGCAGCAGAGAGAGAGAGAGAAAUCAAGAAACAAGUCAUAGCAACACCGGGCACCAGGUUCUGCCAGCUCACUUGCCAAGCGUUCAGAAAUCUGUCGGGGGCUAGAGGCCUCUGGGUAGCCCGGGCUAAGGAGAUGACACACAAGGUGCCACGUCAGGCUGUUCCACGGACCUUCUUUCAUUUACUGCUUUCCACAACCCUCCGAGGAGAGUCCCGUGACUGGUGCUGUCGAGCCACCGAUUUUCUGUGGUUCCGCGACCCCGACCGAGUGCUGACUGAUGUGACAGGUUCCGGUCUUGUCAGUGAAUCAUCGCCAAGCUGCUUAUUGGAACCCAGAUGCAGCAAGAAAAUGGGAUUUAACCCCUUCCCAGCCUCUCAGGUAAGUCAGGUGUGGGCUGACGCUUCCGGCCCCACCCCCCCCCACCCAGCCCCCUUCCCUUCUCAUGGAGACCGUUUUCCUUAGUCAGUGGGGAAUCCUCAAACGUCUCCAUUCACAAUCUCCCAAACAAUGCUCUCUUCUUUGCAUUCUCCUACUCCUGGCUUUUCUGUGAAUGGGGUUAGUAACCAGCAAGGACUUGGGGGAAGGGCCAGCCACAGUGAUCCGGCUGCCGGGAUGUGGGAGAUGGCAGGGACGCGUUUCUGGGUGUGGCAGUCAGCAGAGCAGUUGGGCCUCCCACAGUGACUGGCCGGGAACUCUCCUUGGCCCCCAACAUCCAGCAUGAGAUUCUGGGUUUGAGCCCGGUUGGGGGCAGGGAGUCUGCCUGGGACUUGGGUGUGCCCUUGCUUGUGUAUCCCAGUGGAUGUUCACUCUGACUCUGGACACCUUGGGGCUUGCGUCUGCAGCCGUAGCCUGGAGUUUAGACUAUGGGCUGGGCAGUAGACUUCAGGGCUCUUUCUCCACUUGCGUGUGUCAUGGGGCUUGUUUUGGGGCUUUUUUUGUUUGUUUUUUUGUUUUGAGUAAAUCACUCUCUUCCUCUAGGCUCUCAUUGCCUUCACCUUAAAAAAAAAAAAAAAAAAAAAAAAUUUCCUGGCCUGGUAAACCAUUGCAAAGCAUCUACAGGCUGUUGACGUACAAAUGUUUUUUCUCUGCCUUACUUGAUGCUGGUCACAGUAAUAGCAACGGUGAUUAAAAAUGAUGUUGGGACUGCAGAACUGGGGAGGCCUGUCGCAUUCUAGAGACAGUUCAGAAAGCAGACCGUAGUCGCUUGCCACGCUGCCUACCAGGAAAUCUCCUAUUGAAUGCAUUCCUGCAACGUUCUGGGCGAGCAGGGUCAGGUUGGAAUUAGCCGACAGCGGAUUUGUCUGGGGUCUCAAGAUAAAAGGGAUGGUCCCCGGUAAUUUUACCGCACACUUGGCUGAUAUCUGGAGGCACCUGUGGGAUCCCACCUCUGCUCUCCCCACCCCCUUCCCAUCACUGGCCAGGAAGGACCGGUGAAUUCUGCCCGUCAGUGUUUUAUCUUCUCUCCUCCCCAUCUGACCGGAGGCUGAGCUGGCUGUGAGCAGCCUGAGGUCCUCCCGGAGUGAGGAAUCCGAGGCUGUUGGGAAGAGACACCCGACUCUUCUCUUCCCUGAAGGAAUUUGACAAGUCUCAGCCCCUCCAGCAGUAACGUGGGGAGGGAUGGCUGGGGGUGUUGGACCUGGAACAUGAAUAAAGAGGAGAGAUCAGCUUUGGUGCAGCUGGGGAGACGAGGAGGAGCUGGCCAAGUCCCUCAAGAUGUGUCGGCUAGAGUCUGGCCAGUGCAGGCUGCCGGGCCGGAGCCAGAUGGAGCCGCUGGCCACGCUCAGGAGCCUCUGCCCCCAUAUGGUGUGGUGUGGUCCCGGGCCUGGCUCAGGGUGGCCACUGCUCCCAUUCACAGCCCUGCCCUGCCCUUGGCUGGACUGGGAAGAUCAGAGUGGGAAGCGGAGGGAAAGUUGAUUUUGCUCCUUGUGACGCAGUUGUCUGCGGGGCCUCUGGCGUUUCCAGACUUGGGGUGGGUGCUUCCCCGUUGAUUUUCCUCAUUUUGUUCGUCAUCUGCUUCCUUGCUCCCUGCUUACCGGGCUGGAUUCUGCUGCCAUGACACGGGCAUUACGUGUCCCCAGCCAAGCUAGCACCACAGUUGGCGUCCCCUGAGAGGGGGACCGGGCAUAUCUGGCACUCGGUUCUCAACCUUUGAACCCCUGCGCUCUGGGAGCCAGGAGGCAGAGUGGGGCCUCUCCAUCCGGGGUCCAGCAGAGGUUAACAGGGCUGGUGGUGCCGGAGCUGCGGUGGUGUGGCCUGGCCAGGAGGCGCUGGGGAGGGGCCCCGCCGGGGGACCUGAUUGGUCAGCACCUUCUCUGUUCCACUGAAUCCUGAGCCGGUCGGGGCCGUGAAUUGUUUAAUGCAUAUCUUGGCUCUGUCCCCUGGCACGAGGGCCUCCGAGGCUGCAGCCACAGCUUUAGCGAGGAUGUGUACCUCGUGCUGGUCACUGUUUUGGGCACGUUGCCUCCCUGUGAGAUAUGAAAGAGAUACUGCCCUUUCCACUAGCAGGCUGUCUGUGGGAGGCCCUCCUUUUGCGUUGCUUUUCUGGGCCUUGGAGUGUCUGUGAAGAAGGCCUGGGCUGGGUUUGAUUCCUUGCUGGCUCCUUUCACAGGAGGCUGCUCGUGAGCUGGUGAAGCCAGAGAAAACCUCCAGGCCCCAAGGCCCGUGCACAGCCUGAUGCGAUAGUGUCGGGCCUGGGCAGGAAGGAGCAGGGGCACGAGGAUGGAGCGAGGCACGCGGGGACGUGGUCGCGCAUCGUCUGACCACAGGAUCAGGGCAGCGGGGGUGGGGUGGGAGGAUGCGUCCGUCGUUCAACCAGCGGUGCCCGCUGCAGCCUGGAAUGGGCCUGUGUGUGCGUGGAGCCCAGGUCAGGGUCUGUAAUGAGGCGUGAGGCUAUGAGAUGGGCAUUGGGACUCUUGGUCCCGGCAGAGGGUCCCAGGAAAGGGAAACUGACUUUCGUUAAGCGUCUGCUUUGCUGGUCUGAUUUCAUCCUCAGAGCAACUGCAUGAAGUAGGUAUUACUUCCCUUCAACAGAUAAGGAAGCCGUGCGUAGUAAUUCACUGAACCAAGGUCACAUACUUGGCAGGUGGGAUUGUUGAGCUUUAAACCCCGGCACUUUGGAUUCCAAAGCCUGUGCUUUUUCUUCGCCCUCUUGGGUGGAAGUCAGACACCUUUGGGAGCUAAGACCAUCAGAGAUCAGGCAGCCGGGAGAUCUGACGGAAACCGGUGUGAAAGGCCAGGUGCCUGGGGGGGACGUGGCAGCCACUGGCCAUAGCCAUGCCAUAUCCCUUUCGGGGGGAGGGGGGCAAGGCAGAGGCAGCUAGUUUCUGGUGUCCCUGAACAGGCAGGGCUGAGCAUGGCAGAUACACCCACGCCACAAGUGUGCGCCCAGUCUCUGCUUCGUGGCGGGGUGUGUGCUAGGAGCUGGGGAUGCAGAACUCUACAAAACCAAGUUUCUGCUCUCCUGGGAUGUACUUUCUGGUGUAGGGAGAGGUCGUUCACGAUAAUAAAAAAGGAAUUAGGAACUAUAUAAAGUAUGCAGAUACACAAAGGGGGACACCCACCCAUAAGAAGCAGCGAUCCCAAUGUUGGUCGGGGAGGGAAUUUGAGAGACUGAAGGAUCUCGACCACCUGGGGAAGCCAUAUUGAUGGAGCCCCCAGAGUUCAAGUUGAUAGAGUUGCUAAUGCCUCUCUUUUCCUAAGAGCUGGAAGAACCACCCAAGGUCCCCAAAGCUUACAAGAACGUGCAGUGAGUCAGGGAUCAAGGUGGCAGUAGACGUCAAGCCGUUGGUCACCAGCAAACGAAGGUUUUUCCGUUAGCCAUGGCUGCUCUUGGCCUAAUGUCUCCCCCCCUCACCAGGUGGCAGCUGGCGCCUCUCUGCCUCGUCACGGUGCCCCUCUCUCGUCCACACCGACAGGGGAGCGCUCGGGUUAAGUCUUCGCCAAGUCACCAGUAAAAUAUGUGCCUGCAGGAGACAGAACUCAGCUCAGGCUCUCCUGGCAGAACCCGUGGUUCCAAGAUUAUCGCGAUAGGGACGGGUCAGGGGGCGGGAGAGGGAGGAGAAGUCACCUUGUGCCAGAUGCUUGGACAAGUUUUGUGUCCAAAAGAGGUUGAGGCAAGUUGGUGGCUGGAGAUGGGGGAGGGGAUGUCUCCAGCGUGUGCGGCUCCAGGGCUCAGGAGUUGUUUACAGGGUAGAAGCUUAUGGUGAGUCAGGCCACGUGAUUCUUCCCUCCCUGGCCCCGUGGUCGAAGCCUGCCCCACUUGAACCUCGGAGACUGCCACCUGCUGCCAGGGGGCAGAUGUUGCACGAAGGUGCGGUGUGGGUCUUGGGGUGUGGUUGUGGGAACUCCGGGAAAGGGGGCGUUCUGUGGAGUGGUAUAGAAGUCUCCACAGUCCCGUGUUCUGGCCCAGGAUCCCGUGGUAAAAUCUUACUCACUUUACCCUUUUGGGACUCACUUUCAUUAUUUAUCAGAUGAGGGGGUUGAACCAGAAUCUUCUGGGAGGUGCCUGCCGACUCUGACAUGGGGGCUACCUGGGUGUUCGCGGAGGUGUUUCUUAAGCAGAAACUCAGGUCGGGAACGAGCAGGCCUGACUUACGGGAGAGGGGAGGGGCCUUGAAGGAUCUGAGAACAGCUACAGUCCUGUUUUCUGCAGGGAUGCUGUCACCAUCAAUUAGGGCAGGUGGGUGGAGACAGUUUUCCAGGAACUCUUCAGGAGCGAGCGGGAAGGGGCCGGAGAUUGCGUGAAGGUGUCUCAGGAAGGUCACCCAAGUGACAGGGAUUGUGACCUCUGGCUCCCACCAAGGGGCCUGUCUGGAGCUGGGCAGUGUGGGGGUCUUUGCUGUGCCACAGGGGCUGACCUGAGAUGCCACCGUGCUCUAGGGAAGAUGCUCUGUCCUUUGUGGCCCUGAAUCCUUGAGGGAACACGGGCCUACAGGUCCCGUGUCCUGGGCCUUCCCUGAGACGUCUGUUCAGGGUCUGUGCCCCUUGCUGUCAGGAAGUCUUCCUUUAUAUUUAGCCAUUUUUUUCUCAUGUGGUUGUUUAAGCCCUUCUAUUUAAAAAAAAAAAAAAAAAAAAAAAAAAAGACAAGAGAAAAAAAACAAAAAACAAAAACAAAAAUAUCUCCGAGCCGCUUGGUUCCAUUUUAGCUUUUCAGUCUUGAGUCACUGUUUUAAAGGUAGCAAAAGUAAAACACAUGCAGGGAAGCUCAAGGCCCCAGACCCUCGUGGGCUGUUGUGAAAGGCCAGCCCGGGGAUAUGGCGGCCUCUGUCCCCAACGUCCCCCGCUUCUCCAAGGCUGCGUGGGUAGGAGCCCCUGGGGCUGCGGGCACGUGCUGCGCGGGCCGCCGAAUGGAAUGCAGGGUUUUCAAAUUAGCAAUUUGCCUUCAAGACACGAUCCGUGUGCUGCUUUACUGGACACUUACGCUGGGACUCGUAGCUGUGAGCCUGCCCCCUUCCCCACCAGGGUGGGGUGGCAAACAGGGAUUUGGGCCAGGAUUCAGGCAGGAGCCGAACUGAUCCGUGACCAACGUCUUAUGCACACCGUGUGUUGUUUUUGCAGCUCUUUUCAGACUCGCUGGCUCACUUGGUCCUCACACAGCCCUGUGAGGGUCGGUGGUAGGAUCCCCGUGGGUGUUCAAGCUCAGCCUCAGACAGCCCUGCUGAGGUCCGGUUUCUUGUACCUGCUUAAUUUGGGUCACCGCAGCCCCCCCCCCCCCCCCGCCCCCAGGCCCUCCGACUCCAGAUGUCAUUUCCUUGGGUUUCAGUUGUGCUCUUUAGCUGAGCAGGGGGGCAGGGCAGGGAUGGGGAGUGCAUCUUGGGUAGCCGACUUGAUCUCUGUAGGUUGCAGGUUUCUUUUCUACGCAUCGAAUGGGGAAGGGAGCCUCCGCCCAGGUUCUCCUGUUCUUGGAUUGUUUCAACUUCUCUUACGAGGAGUUCUUAUGAAACCUGGCUUGCCCUCCUUGACCAGGAAGCCAGCCAUUCACCAUGUGUCUCUGGUGAGACUCCCUACGUUUGGAAGCUUCUGGAAUAUACGGUGCUCUAGACCGUUCCGACACAUCUGUCGGGCACUUCAGGCAUGUGCAUGUAGCCCUGUUUCUGCCAAGUGGCUCACUUAGAAAUGAAGGCCCAUUGUGGGGCAUUUUUUUUCCAACAGAUUUAUAAGGUAUGCCCAGAGCUUUCUGCCCAGCGUGUGCAUCGUGUAUACGUUAUCUGUUUGCUGGCUAAUUAACAUACAGCACCCGCUGGAAGGAUUGGCCAAUGUAUUCUGUAAGCUGGUGGAACCAGUGGCUUCAGCUCUGAACGUUGCUUUCUGAUCGAGUUGAAAAAGUAGGCCUUACCCACAGAGGGGAAGGUGGAUCAGAGAACGCCUGGGCAUCAGUGUUCCCUGGAUACUGGGCGUAAGCCCACUCUUUAUGAGGAGGGUUGAGGCACAGCCUGGACUGUGUCUUCUGGGCCGCGUGGCCCUCUGAGUGGCCUUUAUUCAGAGAGACCCAGAGCGAGCCUGUAUGAAGGGAGAGAGAAGUACUUGUCUUUGUUUAUGGCACCCUUAACUCGUGAUGGUUGGGCUCACCUCGGGCACGUUUCUUGAAGGAUCGGGGUCGGACAGCGUGGCAGCACGCAUAUGUCUGUCCGUUUGUAUUCCCCGGAUGCAGGCUUGGCUCGUAGAGAAGCCCUGCCAUGGGGAAUCCAUAGAAGAAUUGUUUUGCUGGAGCGAAGGCUUUUGAUAACUUUUGUGUGAAGAUGCGUCACACCACACCCAGAUCUUUCUGUUCUCCUGGAGGAUGGGAAGGAGGAUGGCAGGACCUGUAGCUGGGAAGCGAUCUAGGCCAGCCUUCAGGGAGGGCUGUGGCGGCCUCUUCGCUGAGGGCUCCCAAAGAGACACAGAGCUUCUUUAUCUCAGAAGAGGGACUGGAUGUCCCUGUCGAGGUCCCUCGGGUCCUGAGCGUGUGGGACUGUGAGGCUCUCCCUGGAACAGCGUGAACUUCGGGUACCAGGACCCAGAGCAGAUUGCACAUCUUUUCUUUCUGCCGUGGAGGCAAGCCUAUCCUCGGUGGGCCCCACGAGCAUCGGGCCUGGAGCUCUAACCUUGUUCCCUCGUGCAGAGAGAAUUCCCAGAACUGACCCGAACAGCAUUGAUAUUAUUUGCAAAUAAAAAAAAGGAGAAAGCCAUGUUGUCCCUCAUCGCUGCCAGGAAAGAGCCCCGAGCGGCUCUAAUCCUGUCUUUGUACCACUGCCACUCCCCACCCUUGCUGACCCCCCCAGCCUAGGGCCCUUUGAUAGGCACUAGAGAUGUGAAUGAGUUUGGUGGGAAGGCCAAGGGCAGGGACAGACAUGGUUUGCUGGGAAGAAGGUAGGACAAGGAAAAGGAGUAUCUCAGGGCAGGCCCACGGGCACACACGUGUGUAUUCAGAUGGACAUACUAUUUACUGGUAACGCCAGAGUCUGACAUGAACCAGUUAAUGCCUAAAUGAGGGUUGAUUUCGUGUGGAGAAUCAUACAUCAUUUUGUGUUUCAGUCUGCAGCUUUAGCAUCAAAAGGCCUGACAGGCUGGGGACUUUUCGCUGGGCCCUCCUGUCUGUAAGAUCAUGCUCAUUUUAUAUUGAUUUUCUGUCUCCUUUCUUUCCUGUUUUCCACUCUCAUGCAUUCCUUAGGUGUACAUGAAUAUUUGUCCACACAUUCGUGUUACGACUUCCUUGGGGUACUGUUCUUUUCAGUGUCUCCGACAUCAUUGAAUGUAUUGCUUUUAUUUAAAAUGUGAACAGGCCAGAGGCUCACUGCAGAGGGGAGCCAUCCUUGCACUGCCCACAGAAUCCUCUUCUCCACCUUGUUCUGGAGUAGGGCAUAGACGGGAAUCAAGGGUGUCUGUGGGAACCAGCCAGACCCCGUGCCAUGCCCCCUCUUUGGGAAGGGGUUGCUCAGGCAUGAAUCUCCCACCCCUAACAUUAUUAGCAGUUUCUUCUUUUCAGCUCGAACCCUGAGUAGUGGCCUUGAAAGUCCAAGAACACCUGUCACCCUGCUUAGGUGAGGGCGACAGAGAGGGACGGGGACAGACGGGAAGGGGACACACGCUCCUGGCCACGGGCCUCUCUCCAAGACAGGUGAACUCUGUGUUCCAAAAGGAACUCAUUUAAUCUUUUGGCCCCAAUGGAAGUUGUUUGUAUUUUCUCUCCCUCUCUCUUCUCCCUCCUCUCUCUCUCCCUCAACACCCCCGCCUCCACCCUCCAGCCUCCAAAAGAAUUUAAUCUGCUGGACAACAAACAAUACUGUUAUAAAACUUUGAAAACAAGAGGGUGAGGCCUCCCUGACAAGGAGAAGGGCAUGCCGGGUAACGGCCGAGGGAGCCUGCCAGGCCCGGGACGGAGCCGGGCGAGGGCCCAGUUGGCCGGGUACCUGGGCGCCUGCCCCCACCCAGCCCACCAGCCCAGCCAUCCCCAGUCCAGAGGGGAAGGAACCGAAACAAAAGCAGGGGCAGAGAAGCGCCUGGAAAGGGGAAGUUGUACGUGUUCCCCUCUCUCUGAUCUGAUGCGAGUGCGCCAGACUGUGAAACUUCCUCCCCCACCCCUCCCCCGCCAGCCUCCCUCCCUCCUCGUCCUGCCUCCUCCUGCCUCCUCCCACCACUCUCUGUUCCAGGCCCGAGGCCCGAUAACAGAACAGGGCUGGCCUAGGUACAGCCACCGGCCGGCCGGCCGGCUGCAGGGGAAGCAGGCAAGGAAGGUGUUCCAAGUUGGCUUUGGACUCUGGACGUACCCUCUGCGUCCCCUUCCUGCCCCCAGCUAGAGAUGUGGAGCCACGGUGCGAGGUGUGCCCCAGUCCACGUGCCCCGCCAGGGGUGUGCCCAGCUACCGGGAGAACCUCCGCUCGGAGGUUAGUGGGUCUGUCCCACUACCCGGUGUCUGCCGGAGGCCAUGCUCCCAGGAGGCCGUCAGACUCGUACCGGUGGCCUGCUCUCCCUCCAGAGGGAGCCGGGCUGAGCUGUGGAGCCCUGGAGCCUCCAGAGGGGCUCGGGGGACAGAGACUUGCUCCCCGCAUCAAGCAGGCACAGGGUCCUGGCAGCGGGGUGCCUGGUGGGGUACCGUGUCUGCUGCUCGGGGUGACCCAGCUCCGCCUGGGGAGCAGGCAAGCUGGGCGCUGGGGCAUCGCCCCCCAGCCUUCUGAGUGGAUUUCACCUGAGACCGAAGUUUCGCUGCCACGCCCACCUGCACUGCGUGGAGCACAUGAUUUGGGACGGGAGAGUGAGAAGCAGCGGUGGUCUGCCUUUGGCCCGAGGUUGUUUGGACCCGUGAACCGUGUGGUGGGCAUUGUGUUUGUGUAAUGGACUGUAGGCGUGCUCGCUUUCCUCUCGUGGGAAGCAGUUCAGGGCAGUGCCCGUCCUCCUGCUCUGCCUGAGCGAAGCCUCUCUCUGGGGAAGCGUGGGGGGGCCCCCCCUCUUCAUUCCAUCGCUCCUCCUUCUCUGCGCUCCCCACUGUCCCCUGCUGCCCCCCCCCACGCCCCACAGCACCCCAAGGCAUCCCAUCCUCCCAGCCAGCCGACCAGCCAUCCCGAGCCUGGGCCUGUACUGAAUCUGGAGGAUUUCCAGAUGCGGGUCUUCUCUGGUGUUGAGGCAGGGACAGAGAACUGAACUGGGUGGAAAGCAGCUGCCUGGGAACUCAGGCCGCGGUACCCCGGCCCCAGGGAAAACCGGCAUUGCUGACGUGGGGCCCAUGUGAUAUGAGAAGGCUGUGACCUCCUGCCCUGUUACCUCCACAGGCAUUUGAGGGGCUCGGUGGGUCUAGAGCGUGUUAUUCUCACUUCGGGAUGCCGGGUCUGGGACGUGUAGGGAUGCCUGGGUGCCCCGCCCUUCUUUUGGGGGCCACGCUGCCAGGGAAAGAGCCAGCUCCAUGUUUCCUGCCUCCCUCACCCUCCAUUCCCUCCUCCCUUGCCCCCCGUGCACAUACCCAUACACAUUUUAUCACCCUUUCCUCUGAUUCAUUAACCACAGCUAGUUGGCAACAGGCCCCCACCCUGACAGCUCAAGACAAAAUGUCCAGGACACUGGGUCUGGCCUGGAGCUGAGUGACAGGAAGCUGGGCCGGGCCUCUCGGCUCAUGCAUACAAUGGGCAAGGACCGUGUGGAGUGCAGAACCUUCCUCAUUUUCAAAAGGGUCUUCCCCAGGCCCCUCUCUCUCACCAAGAUGACUCUUCUUCGCUGCCAGGAGCCUGGAAACCAGCAUCCCGGGUAGCAGGAAGACCUGAUCUGGGCUCUGCUUCCGGCACCCCUCCCCCGCGCCGGCUGGAGCUUGCGUCAGUCAUGUAAGUAGCCGUGACUCAGCACCCAGCCUGGUCGGGAGGGAGGCAGAAGACGCCUCCCAGGAACCUUCCCAGCAUUCUGGAUUUGAACACAUGGUGGUAGCUGAACACACUGAACGAGCUGGCGGCCUUCGGUUCCUGGGGGUGCGUGUCUGUCCGUUCCGCGGGUUUGCUUAUAGGUCUCAUAAACCGGGGUUCCUCUCCUUCCCGUUUUCAUCCCGUGUUAUUUUUUGGACCCCAUGCCUGGCAUAGGAUUUUUAGGACUUUAAAAGGCACAGACGGCAUCAUUUCUAGAACGCAGCAGAAGCUCUCUUUGCAGUCUCCAGACUGCCCUUUAAACCGAUGGCCCGUGAAUCAUCUUUAACCCUCAGAUGUUUUUGUUUGACUUACAGAGUUUUCGUUGUUUUUGUUUGUUUGUUUGUUUGUUUAACGUGUCCGAUUCAGACAUGCUUUUAGACAAAACACAGCCUCUCCAGGUCACUGGACCUCUGCUGCACGAGGUCUCUGCCUCUCUGUCCUGUUUCCCACCCCAGCCCUCAAGCAUUUGAAUGCACGGAGACUGGUCUGCAUGAGCCCUCCCUCGUUUUGGAAAAACUGGGGCCCAUUCCAGGGAGGUGCGGGUCCCCCGUUCUCAAGUCUGGGCCGCGCAGGAAUUAAAGCCCCUGUGUUCUGAUUCACUGUGUGGUGACCUUUCCUCCACCCUCGGUCGCUGCCCGGGCAGAGGAGUGUCUAGGCAUGAGGGGGUGGAAAACCCUCCAAAUAGAACGUCUGCACAGAAAUGGACGGAGGCUGCACCGUGCUUCCCAGACCUUCUCCCUGCGUGGUGGCGUACCCAGCUCUCUGGCUGGGCGGUCUCCCUUCCCCGACAGCGCACCAGACCCUUCCCACUGGCCCGUGUGCGUGGGACUGUUGGGCCAGGCUGGGACGAUCACACCGUCCGCCUUUGACAGCAGAGCCCUAGCAGGCUGGGGCCUCCAGCCCCCAUUAGACCACCUGGCCCCGUCCAACAAGGGAACAGAAACACCAGCUAGCUUCAGGUAAGUGCAUCCUUGCUCGAUGGACUUUUGCCAGAAAAGCCUGGUUCCCCUGGGAGGGCUGAGACCCGAGCAGACUCCUGUUCAGUGGGGUUGGGAGGGCAGAAGGUGUUGGUACUAGGAUUACUUACCCCACCCCCACCCCCGCACGCCCCGCCUUUUCUUGUCUUACGGUGUUUAUGUUCAUGUGUUGUGAAUGAUUUCUCUCUUCCUCCAGAGAACUGAGUGUUGUAGACCUCGGUCUGGGGGCCCAGACCCUGGUUCAUGGCCCUCGGUUCCCUCAGUGACGGUUGCCACUCCCCCUCUGAACUCAGGGCCGAUGCUUCCUGGGUAGCGGGAGAGACUGUAAUGAAUCCCCCUGAUGACCACGUGACGUACGUGCGUCCUGAAGGACAAGAACUAGGUGCUGUGAGAGGGCGUAACCCAACACCUGGCUCACCUGGGGAAAGCUUCAGGCGACCUGCGUCACCUGGGAGAGGGUUGAUGGGGUGGUAGCCCUGGGAGAGUGGACGACAGAGAAUGUUCCAGAAAGAGGGAAUGGUGUACACAGAGGCCUGCUAGGGGAGGAAGGAGGCUGUCUGGAUCACUGAAAGACACCUGUGUGACAAUACCUUGGGAAAGGUUUUGUGGAUACUGGCAGUCGGGGGUUACUAAGGAGGAAGAGUUUGGCUGGAGUAAAAAGCAAAAAAGCUGAGAAGUAGCAAAGGUAGAUCUCCAACCCCCUCGUUUUAUAGGACCCCACAGAAAUGACUCUCAUUUACCACUUACUUCCUGACCUUAAAACCCUGGAAGUUAACCUGUGUCGCGGGGCCCAGCUGUUGACUGCAGGUGCCCUGUGUCAGAGCCGCUGCCCAGCUCCUCCCUCAGUGGCUGGGGCCUCGCAGAGCCCCUGGGCUCGGAGCCCAGUGCUGGGGUCAGAAUCCAGAGUCCAGCACAGCCAUUGCUGGUGGUUCAUCUCCAACGCCUCCCCCAACCGCAGCUACGCCCUAGGAGAGCACAGAGGCUCCAGAGGGGCAGGAGGAGUGGGCGAGCCAGCUGGGGGCACCGGGCCCCUCACGGGACCAGCUGGGCUCCCAUCUCCACCAGGUUAAACCUGUUGUGCAGUCAGUCACAUCCACGGCCACGCAGAAACCUUGCCUAGGACUCCCCCCCACCCCACCCUUGCUCACAAUUGAGUUCAAGAACAGAAUGAGAUGAUAGACCAGCCGUGGAGCAGGUGCAGUGGACAGAGGGGCAGGAACACAGACUCUGGAGUUAGACUUGGGGGCUCUCUACCACGUAGUAGUCACGUGACCGUGGCGAGUCACCGAACUACACGAAGGAGCAGUUUCUCCUGCGGGCGCGGGAAUACUGCUUGCUUCACAAGACCGACCCAAUUACAAAGCACACCUCAGUGUUCAAAUUUUAUUUCCUUCUCCUGCCUGCAGCGGCACAUGCUGUUAUUUCCGGGAGCCACAAUAAAUACAGGCCUGGAUCUGGAAGCCUUCAGAGCUGGUCGACAGCCCGAAAGAUCCAGAUUCUACUCUGUCUCCUCUUUCCUUAGUUGUGGCAUCCCAGGAGAUACAGACCUGUUUUCUCAGCUUCCGAUGACCGAAACAAAAGCAAACAAACAAACAAAAAACCCGACACGUUGAGGAGAUGGGAAAUCUAAUUUGAACACAGGAUGCAAAUCUUAUUUUCAGACACAUUUUUGAAAACAGCACAAAACUCGGUCCUUGUGUUAGAGGAUUAUCUACUUAACACCGCUUCAGGACACGACAUUUUUGUGUGCGUGUCACAGCAGAGGUUAAACAAAGAUUGCUAACGUUGUGACCCUUACUUGAGGCUGGGAAGGUGGACCCCAGGCUCUUCCUGAAUAGGGCGCAUCAGGAGUUGCCCCCGAGCAGGUGAAACUCACCUGGCUCGAACCUCCUAGGCAGAUAGGACGCUUGUUUCCUGAUGACGUGACAUAGUAUCAGAAGACACUGCGUGCUGUGAGAUGUUUUCGAGAGCAGGGGGCGAUGCUAAUGAAAACGUUCACGCGUUUUCAUAAUAGCUCUGGGAUACUUCCCUCCAUCACAUGUGUAAUAAACUGUUAGGACUGGUUGUCCAGGGUCAACUAGGCUCCAUGAGUUUUGUAUUGCUACCGUCUGUGUGACGCGUCAGCCGCGACUUUCACAUUCCUUGAGCUUCCCCGGCUAGGUCCGCUCUGUGCCUCUCUCACGGACCGCGAUGUUCCGCCCCAAGUGGAACUGCAAGAAGACAGGGCAGCACCUGGGUCUUCCGGUUGUGUCUUCCUUCUUUCUUCAAUGAGAUCCUCUUCUUCUGGAAGCUGGUUUCACAUGGUGGCUUAGAUUUUUCCAUCUUUGUAUCUAGCACCAUUUGAAAUCAGUGUUUUAGGAGUAAGAAUUGCGGCGCAGCAAAGGGCCACCUGCAGAGGAGCUCUCGCUGGUGGGACAGAGCCCCUCCUUCUGCCGCCUGAGCCGGUCCAAGAGAGGAAGAACUUGAAAAGGAAAAGUGCGCCGCAGCGUAUGUCCGUUGCGGGUUGUGGAGGGGCGGCCGUGCGGGGAGGGUGUUUGUGUUUCAAAGAAACUCCGAGCUGGAGCAGGGGGCCGAGGUGAUGCCUGGUUGUAGCACCUGGGAGCACCACCGGGCGUUCACCUGUCCGUAGGGCCUCUGACCGCGGGGACCAGGCGAUGCCGGCUCCUCCGGUACUCGAUUGUAGCGGGGGAGGGGCGAGGCUGUGUGCCUGGAGGACGGUUCCAUCCCCAUCGGCGUUGCACCCGCUCCUAGAGGCCCCGGAACACCCAGCUGCACUUGCAGUGCGGCUGGAAUCAGACUUGCCACCUGCACGGUCAAGUGCCGGACCCCCGGGAGCACCACCGGACCCAUCUCUUACACAGGCUGACCGAUUUCUCCUGGUGUUCAGAGUCUGUUUUUGUCUAGCACCAUUUGAAAUCGGUUAUGAUGUAGGGGGAAAAGCAGCAGCCUCGAAACCUCACGCCAAGUCUGGUGAGCAACAGCCUCUGUUCUCCUGGAAGACGUGGUCUCCCGGAAGACGGAUGGGCAGAAGGUGGGGAAGGACGAUCACGCUUUUUUCACUAACUUCUUUCACUGCAUUAAUGAUACAUUAUUGCGGAGGUAAGAGAGAAUUGAAUGCAGUUUUACAAACAAAUCGCUGUAACCUAUCUGAUGUCCUCAGUCGCAGUUUGCUAAAAUGUGGCAAUGCUGUGUAUUCUGUAAAUGGCUGCUGUUGAAUUCUCUUUCUGUUAAGAGUCUAUUCAUGCAUCUUGACCUGAAUAAAUAUUUUACUCUCUUCAA
Lynx canadensis (Canada lynx) is the source of this 17615-nucleotide messenger RNA. RefSeq lists its product as uncharacterized. Lineage: Eukaryota; Metazoa; Chordata; Mammalia; Carnivora; Felidae. The transcript has 3 exons. Bases 8190 to 9110 code for a protein of 306 amino acids. The record is from RefSeq and is a predicted model, not a curated record.